Messenger RNA from Callorhinus ursinus (northern fur seal), 1658 nucleotides. RefSeq names its product Sad1 and UNC84 domain containing 3 (gene SUN3). Gene Ontology annotation, molecular function: protein-membrane adaptor activity. The record is from RefSeq and is a predicted model, not a curated record. Gene Ontology annotation, cellular component: meiotic nuclear membrane microtubule tethering complex; nuclear envelope. NCBI's taxonomy places the organism in Eukaryota, Metazoa, Chordata, Mammalia, Carnivora, Otariidae.
AGGAGAAACACCCGGGAAGUAAGACAAGAAAGCAACCCCAGAUCCUCUCUGUAGGGCGUCAUGCUUUCCCUGAAAUAGCAAAGAGCACACGGAUGCUCUUCUUCCUCCUCCCAGCUCUUUGCUACCUUGUGGGGGGAAAUGAGUGGAAGGCCGAAGCCGAGAAGGGCCGCCAGGUUUUUUAGAGGUCAUUCUGAGGAAGCCAGCAACAGCCCCAGUUUUAGUGUCCUGCUCUCGGAGCACGGGAACCCUGACGCCAACGGGUGUCCCUUGAUCACCACGCCGGGGGUACUUUGACUCAUUCAAGACCACGGGGCACAAGGAUUGUGAACCAGAAGCCACCUUUAAAGAAGAAUGAACCUCAGCAGCAGCAAGAUUACUAUUCUACUUGACGGAUUUGCGGAUUAUUCCCCUCUUUACCUAGCUUGUCCGUUCUCUGUGAUUUAUGGUGCUUAGCCCCGCGGUUGAGGACACCCCGACACAGAGUGCGUUGAGCGCAUCCUUGGGUGACAAAUGACUGCACGGUUAACCCAGUCGUGGAAGAUUGUCAUAAGCACGGUGUCUAUAUUGACCCUUCUUCUUAUAGGACUUGGCAAUCACAUGUGGCUUAACGAAACGGAGUUUCCUCAGAAAUCCAGACAAUUUUACGCUCUAAUUGCAGAAUACGGUUCGAGGCUUUAUAAUUACCAGGCCAGACUUCGGACGCCAAAAGAACAACUGGAGCUUUUAAAGAAGGAAAGCCAGACUCUGGAGAACAACUUCCGUGAAAUUCUAUUUUUAAUUGAACAAAUAGAUGUUCUGAAGGCAUUGCUUAGAGAUACGCGGGACGGUCUGCACAAUUACAGCCGGAACAUGGACAGAGAUGAGGACCAGGAGCCCUUGGAGGCCACUGACGAGGAAAUGUCAAACUUGGUAAAUUAUGUCCUUAAAAAGUUGAGAGAGGACCAAGUCCAAAUGGCCGACUAUGCCCUUAAAUCAGCAGGGGCUUCUGUCAUUGAAGCUGGGACCUCGGAAAGUUACAAAAAUAAUAAAGCAAAACUUCACUGGCAUGGGAUCGGUUUCUUAACUUACGAAAUGCCUCCAGAUAUUAUUCUACAGCCGGAUGUCCACCCUGGGAAGUGCUGGGCCUUCCCAGGUUCCCAGGGUCAUGCCCUGAUCAAGCUUGCCAGGAAGAUCACACCAACUGCCAUUACCAUGGAGCACAUCUCGAAGAAGGUGUCUCCCUCAGGAAACAUCUCCAGCGCACCCAAGGAAUUUUCUGUCUAUGGCAUCUCGAAACAAUGUGAGGGAGAAGAAAUAUUCCUAGGUCAGUUCGUAUAUAACAAAAUGGGAAGCACUGUUCAAACAUUCGAGCUCCAGCAUGGCGUUUCUGAAUCCUUAUUAUGUGUGAAACUGAAAAUCCUCAGCAACUGGGGACACCCGAAGUACACGUGUUUAUAUAGAUUCCGGGUCCACGGUACCCCAGGAGAGUACCCCUAGAGAGGAAGCCAUGCAGACGGCCGUGACCACAGGUCCAGAACAUGGGACUAUUCUUCUUCCUUUAGAUCCACCUCACUCAGAGGAAUCCAAACGGGCGUGGGAGGGAAAACUCAAAAGUGGUUCAUACCUGCCGAUAAAAUGUGAAUGCGUUUUACGAGUAAAAGAUAUGAAAAUAAAUGCAA